UGCGGAACCGGAUCAUUUGAUUAUUAGAAACGUCACUUACAAAAAUUUUCGCAUUACAAAAAGUCAAAUUUCCAGUUUUCGCCCACAAAUGUGGCGAUUGAAAUCUUCAAAAUUAAUUUGUGAAACAUGACAAUAGAUCAGAAAACAUUUCGCACGAGUACGAGAAACAGAAUAUUACACAAGGAAACCGAUUGUUAUAGAUAAUGACAGAUGAAAUAAGAAGGAUCCUGCCCUCGCACACGUUGGAUUCUCUCGAAUCGGAAAUUUCGGAAAUUUUAGACAUAUGUCAGAACUUCUUCGACAACGAUAGUAGGAUCAAAGUGAGACAACACAACAAUGGAAACCUCUUUGAUUACGAAACCAACGCGAACAUCGAACAGCUCGCUCAAGACAUGGCCCAAAUGGUGGAGAACUUCAAGCACCAGCUCGUCCACCCGAAAGCGGAGAACGACGUACGAUUGAAAUCGAAAAUCAAGGAGAUCUACGAGGAGAAAUUAGGCGCGAAAAAGAAGCCCAUCAACAAAGAGCCCGAAAAGGAUCCCAAAGGCAAGGAGAAGGAGAAAUGCAAAGAAGUCGAAACGACCGCCGCCAAUCAAACGGAGCCUACGGACAAACAACAAGCGCCUGACGAUGAUGCGGAGGAUAGGUGUCGAAACGAGGAGAAGUGCCGGCCCUCGGAGAAGUCCUUCGAUCCCAGCAAAAAAUACUUGGAACUGUACAAUGCCAAGCUGUUGUCGAAAAACAAAGUGCCGCCGGAGAAGAUGAGCAAAGCUCCAGUUAACAAGGAAGGCGCCAAAAAAUCCAUUGAUAAAUUCAAAACGUCCCCGUCUGGUAAUUUGCUCGACAAAAACAAGAGCAAAAACGACCAUUCCAACAAAUCGUUAAAAAACCUGAUCGAUCGUAAAGCCAAUUCUGUCAAGGCAAAUAAAGCGGAUUCGGCCUCGAACUCCUCCAGCCGUCCGAGUUUGUCACAUCGUAAAUUGCGGAAGGAGCGCAGCCACAGCAAGGAACUGCGAAACGCCGCCUCGAAGCAAGAAGGUGUCGCCGCCGCCACCGCCGCCUCCGCCUCCGCCAAUGCAUCCCCCAAACCGAUCAAACCUCAAACCCAGCAGGUUGUCGAACCGGUAGUCAAGAAGUCGCAGGUCGUCACUCAGCAGGCCAAGCAACCGUCCAAGACGAUGGCCGUGCUACAAUCGAAGACGUCGGUGAGCAACAGCCUCGCGAGGAAAUCGGAGACGAAGCUGUCGGAGAAGUAUCCCGAGGCGGGAUCGAAAGAAGGUACUACUGUUAAUUUAACCAAUCCGGCGGUUAACAUGACGGGACGAAUUAGCGCCGCCUACGAUUUCCCGAAGGCCAGCUCCACGUCCCUUUUGGACGGUUCGGGUAGCAAAAAGAACAAAAUGUGCGUACUGUCGAAGGAUACUUGCAAUCCGCUGGGGCUGCUCAAAGACGAAGUUGAAGAAGCGGUUAUGCAGAAGAAAACCUUCAGCGUGAAAGGGUGCUAUCCGAUUAUCAGACAGGCGUUGAUCAGAAGGGGAUGGGUGGAAAAGGUGAACGCGAGUUAUAGAGACGAUACCAGAGGCAUUAAGAAUUACUUGUCACUGACAAUGCAGGAACUUUACGAUCUAACUAAGCUAGCCGAAACCCAUCAGAUAGCCAAGAAAGUGCUAAGAUCGAAGCUGUUGGGUCCAGGACAUCAGGUCGACCUCUAUUGGGCGCCUAAUUACAUAUCGUAUCAGGAGUGCUACGAUAAAAUUAAGAUGACCCUUAUAAAUAAGAUUAGAUGGAAUUCUGCUUCGUAUACCAGUAAACAUGGAUUGUGCGAGGCCUCCCGUCACGCGUUUUGGUUCAAUUUGCCGGGCGUAGCGAAGCUGAAUGUGCCGCGCAGCUAUCGGCUGGCCAAAGAGGGCGACGCCGAAGAGUUCGUCAGAGACUUCAACAUGACGGCGGCGAUGGCGCUGCUCAAGUGGACCAAGAGCCGCUACGAAAUCCAAAAGGCCAAGCUGAUGAACGCCAACGGCAAGGUGCCGUUGCGGAUAUUCGAUUUCGCCAUCAACGAGUGCUACAAGUACUUGAAACGGGCCAGACACGAAGAUAUCGAUCAAGAGAUCAAAGACGCGCUGUCUCACGAAUGGAACGAGUACUUGGAGUAUUUCUACAAGCUGGUGCACGUGGGUAACCAAUUCAAGUUGGAGGAGCACGUGUCCGAGGUGGACAUGUUUCGCAGGGCGACCUAUCUGUUGGACAGGAUCAAGGAGUAUUAUCCCAGCAUGGAUAUGGACGGGGAAUUGAACAUAUGGAUAUUGAAGCCGACGAACAGCUGCAGAGGGAUCGGUAUACACAUGUGUAGAACAUUGAAAUACGUGUUGGAUACUGUGAAGGCUAAUCCGAAUAGAAGAUAUAUUAUACAGAAAUACAUUGAACGACCUUUACUGAUUUAUAACACCAAAUUCGACAUAAGACAAUGGUUUAUGAUAAGUUCGACAAUUCCUCUUACUAUUUGGAUAUACAAGAUUUGUUACUUGCGGUUCAGCUCACAAACGUACAAUUUAAAGAAACUCCACGAAUCCAUACAUCUCACUAACAAUUCCGUCCAAUGUAAAUACCGAAAUUCCCAACAAGAUCCCCAUUUGCCCACGUACUGCAUGUGGGACUCCAACGAAUUCAAAGCCUAUUUGAUGGGAAAAGGCCAGGCGAAUGCGUACAACGAAAUAAUCUACCCGGGGAUGAAGGAGAGCAUAACGGCGGCCGUACUCAUGCACCAGGACAACAUGGAAAAGCGAAAAAACUCGUUUGAAGUCUACGGAGCAGAUUUCAUUUUGACUGAGGAUUUUCAGCCGUGGCUAUUGGAAAUCAACGCCAAUCCGGCCCUGCACGCUUCCACGCCCGUCACCGCCAGAUUGUGCCCUAAGCUCAUGGAGGACGUUAUUAAAGUCGUAGUGGAUCUCGAUCGGAACAAAAACGCCAGUACGGGAAACUUCGAAUUGAUCUACAAGAGUACCAUAAUGAAAGACGCGCCCCCGAAGCAACUGAAAUCCCUGAUGGUGGAAGGCAAGCCCUUGAAUACGGAUUACUUCCAUCGCACGAAAUGGUCGCCCAAAGAAAGGGAGCCCGAAACCACCGAUUGGGGCUUGAAUAGAAAAAUCAAGAACCUCUCCAAGAACAUGGACAUGACCGAUUUCGGCCUGACUUCCGUGACGAGCGUCAAGGAAACUUUACACAGCUUGUUGGAGCUGCUGAAGAAAGAAAAGGAGCGCAGGAAGGACGGGAAACGGGGCAGUAUAAGGGAACACUAAUUAAGUCCACGCAACAACUUAAUUAAGUAUUAACAUAUAUCAGUUUGAGUUUUACGUGAAUUUUUCAUUGUUAUUGAAAGCAACCAAUAAAAAUGUCUUUUUUUCCAUUUUGUUUCAUUUUAUUUCCAAUUUUUUAACACAACAUUAAGUUUCCUCAUUUGAAUAAUCACGUAAGAAAACUUACAAUGUUAACCCUUUUUAAAGUAAAGCGAUUAUUUUCAAUUCUAAAACAUUACAAAAAAUACAAUUUACUUUAGAAAGGCUAUAGACUGUAAUUAAAUCGUUUUAUAACAUUUUUAAGUAACUAUACACAUCCCUCGAGUUACUUUUUCAAUAAAAUCAAUAAAAAAAAUAUCAAGUACUCUUCCAUUGUUUUACAAUUUUCUCGUAAACGUACUUGGUGGGAUUUCCAACAGGAUUUUCCUGAAUGAUGGUGCCCUUGCAACCGUUUUCAUCGAAAUUCGCAAACUUGCAAAAGGGGAUCGAAGAGCUGUCCGGUAACUUGGGCCUUUUACCCGUCGCUACAACGAACACCGUUUGAUUGGCGAGUUCCUUGAGCUGCGCGUCCUUUAAGGGACCGGCGUCUUUUAGAAGCAAAUCGAAUUGGUCGAUGCCGAACAAACGGGACGUUUCGCUCCUUAAUUUGUCCAAGGUGAUUUUCGUUUUUCCGGUUUGCGUUAAAACCAUGCCCUUCGUAGCGCCUCGGCAGUAUUUCGAUUUCAAAUCGACCAGUUCCAAAUUGAUCCAAUUAACCGAAGGCGGAUCGAUAUCGCUCGCGCUUUUCUUGGUCAAUAAAAUCUGCAAAUCGAAUCCUUUCACUUUCUGUUUAUCUUCGAUUAUAACUUGAUCGGCCGGUCGUUUUUGCGAUAGCUUCGAAAACGGUGUUUUCAAUACGUUUUCUAUAAACUCCACGUACUCUUCAGCCACUCUCUUCAAAUCGCCCGAAGCUGAAUAAAACACAGAUAUCUCAUCGGUAGGCACCAGAUGGGCUUUCUUCCUCAACUUCUGAAUUCUAUUGAUGAUUUCCCUGGCCGUGCCUUCGUCCUGCAUCGAAGAAUCCGGAGUCACGUCCAUCAACACUAACACAUCGUUAUCGCUGUUCACUUCGUAUUGAUCGCUAUUCAGAUUCUCCGAUUUGAAAAUCAACCUGACUUCCGAGAUGUCGAUCGAUUGACCGGCCACGGUAGCGCAACCCUUCUGAAUCAUCCGAUUUAUCUCCUCGUCGGUCAUCGAUUUCAGUCCCUCGGUCACCGCUUUGAAAUCCUGCUUCAGCCUGGCGCCCAGCACCUUGUGAUCGGGCUCCGCCCUCAGCGUGAUGCCGAACUUGCUCUUGUCCUCGGUGGUGCUGAUCUUCUUCACGUUCAAUUCCGACAAGAUGUAAUCGGACAACAGAUGGACGUCGUCCAAGUAUUGCGGAUCGCGGUGCACCACGAUCAGCUCGGGCAACGGGUACUUGAUCGGUAUGGUUUUCCGGUCGCGCACGACCCGGCCCAGCUCGAUGACGCUCUGCAUGCGCCCCACCGCCCUUUCGAUGUCCAAAUCGAUCAGCUUCUCGUUGGGCUGCGGCAGCAUCAGGUAGUGCACGCUGUCCGCCUUCUGGUCGAGCAGUUCCUUCGUGUACUGGUACAUCGUUUCGGAGAUGAACGGCGAGAAGGGCGCCAUCAUUUUGAUGAUGUUCAGUAUGACGUUGAACAGCGUCAUUAGGGCCGAGUAACAGUCCGCUCGGCCCGUCUCGCCUUUCAGCCUCUUUCGGUUCAUUCGAACGUACCAGUUCGUCAGGUAGUCGAAGUACUUGGACAAUCUCGGUAUGACGUUGUAUAAAUGGUACAAUUCCAUUUCUUUGCGGAUGUAUAACAGCAGCGAUUCGGUAAACGAUAGAAUCCAUUUGUCCAUUAUAUUGUCGCUGUGGACGUUUUUCUCGUCGUACGUGAAAACCGCCACGUCGUUUUGAGUGUAAAUCUCCAAAUUUUGAAAUAAGAAUCUAAAAGCGUUGUACCACGGCAGGAAAACGUCCUUAAUUAUAUCCCUCACGCCUUCCUCUUUGAAUCGCAAAUUCUCCGCCUUCACCACCGGCGAAUUGAUCAGAUACAAUCUGAGCGCGUCGGCGCCGAAUUUAUCCACGAUUUCCAAAGGAUCCGGGUAAUUCUUCUUCCGCUUGGACAUCUUGAAGCCGUCGCUGGCCAACACCAAUCCGUUGCAGAUCAGAUUUUUGAACGGCGCCUUGCCGAACAAAGCCGUAGAUAAUACAGUGAGAGUGUAAAACCAACCUCGCGUUUGAUCGACCCCUUCGGCUAUGAAAUUCGCGGGGAAACCGUCCUCGAACUCUUUGCUGUUCUCGAACGGGUAAUGGACCUGAGCGUAGGGCAUCGAACCCGACUCGAACCAACAGUCGAACACCUCGC
This is a messenger RNA of Phyllotreta striolata, 5698 nucleotides long. The record is from the annotation of a GenBank genome assembly. NCBI's taxonomy places the organism in Eukaryota, Metazoa, Arthropoda, Insecta, Coleoptera, Chrysomelidae.